GGAUUUAGCUCAGUGGUAGAGCGCUUACCUAGGAAGCGCAAGGCCCUGGGUUCGGUCCCCAGCUCCGAAAAAAAAGAACCAAAAAAAAAAAAAAUAAAAAAAUAAAAAAAAAUUACGAGCUAGUCAGGGAAUGAGCCAAAGCUUGUGUCCAAGGCAUUUAUUAAUAAAUGGUCUCAGAGUUGUCAUUCUGGGAACAGGGAAUGGGAAGGAAAAAUGGAUUGUUUUUUACAUAUACACAAUUGUUUAGUCCCUUCUUCAAGCAUUUUCUCCUUUGCUACUAUGUAAAACCUUCUUUAUGUCUUUUAAUAUUGAAAUUACUUCAUCGGAUGUUAGACCGGCUCUGCCAGCAUGCUUUCUGUUCCCCUUGCUUGAUGGAUUGAUUUCCUUCCUCUGACUCUCAGUCUGUUAGCGUCUUCAUCGCUAAGCUGCGUUUCUUCCAGACAGUGGGAAGUUGGCUAUGGUUUUUUAAAUCCGCUUAGGCACUCUGCAUCUCUUUAUUGGCAAGGUAGGGUCAUUUAUGCUUCAGGGUACUAGUGUGAGAGUUGCAUACUAACUACUGUAAUUUUGUCCAUUGCUUCAUCUGUUGGAUUCCGUUUUUCCCUAUCGGUGUCCGAGGUUCGCUGGAUUACUGUGUAGUUCAUGACAUGCUCCAUCUUGCUUUUUCUUUGUUCAGCUAUUCAUCUCAUGAAAUUCAUUAUUUUUUCUGAUGUUGUGACUGAGACUUUCCCCCUCCUCUGUAUAGCACUAAGUGUCUCUGAGCCCUGAUUUGAUGGGUAUGUAGUGUAUUAGCCUGUGCUUGACUUGAAAUGCCUGCCAAGUUUAAAAGGUACUUUUGUUAGCUGCCGAAAUCUUGAUGGGCAAUUAUUUUCUAUCAGAACUGAAAUAUUCCAUUCCGUGCUCCCCUGGACUUGAGGAUUGCUGAUGGGGUCUGAUGUUCCUCUGCCUUUAUGGGUAAAUUAAUGUCUUUCAUUACAGCUUUAAAUAUUUACUUUGUAUGCUCGUCUUCUGAGACAGGUUCUCACAUAGCCCUGAAGGUCCUUGUACUUACUAAAGAGCGUCAACAUCUGAUCUUCUGUCCUUCUUCGCCUCCCAAGUACUGCAAUCAGAGGUGCACAUGGCCAUAACCAGCUUCUGUUGUGCUAGAGACUGAACUUGUCAGUCAGGCAAGUGCUCUACCAGCUGGGCUAUCCCAAGCCAACAUUGCUGACAUGUUGGCUAUGAUAUGUUGUAGAAAAAAACAUGCUGUGCACUCACCGAUAAGUGGAUAUUAGCUGUAGAGGAUAGUUAUGCUACAGUCCACCGACUCAGGGAGGCUAAGUGACAAGGAGGGCUUAGGUGGGGGAACAAAAGGCUCUUCCUGGGAGGAUGAGGCAUUAGAGUGGCCUCUUUCCAGGUCCUCCAAUAUUGGAGACCAGGUUAAGUGAUUAAAGAGCACAUAAUGCUCUUGCAGAGGACCUGAGUUUCGGUAUUAGCACCCACAUUGUUGGGCAACUCACAACUGCCUCCAGCUUCGGGGGUAGCUCAUGCUUCUGGCCUCUGCAGGCACUGCCAUUCAUGUGCACUUACUCAUACACAUACCCAAAAUUUUAAACCUCUAAAAAAAUAAGUUCAGGAAAAAAAAAAAGACUGUGUACAGAGUAGGGAGGUAAGUUGAACUGAGACUCUGGCCUUUCCUGUGGUUUAUGAUGCUGCUGAAUGGCUAAUGAUUAAGUGUCUGCUGUUUUCCCUUUUUGUGUAACAGGGGUGUCUGCUGGUCAAGUUUUACAUUCUGUGGGUUGGGCAGGUUUUCUCCCUCUGUCCUGAGUCUCCACAUCACACUGCUGGGAUGACUAGUGUUUUCGUUGAAGGGUGUCUCUUAAGUGCAGUGGGGGUUUGAGCAGCAGCCACAGCACUGAGACUGGGACAGCUAGAGGCCCUGUCUUUAUCCUUUCAAGACCUCCUGAAUACUAAUCACCUUGCUGGAGGGCGGAGGGAUCCAGCUGUGGGUAUCACAAACACCCCUUGGAACUUCAGUAUUCUUAAGUAUUAACAGUAGUAUCAGGUGGGUGACUCUAGAAUUUGAUCCACCCAGGGGUCUCAUAUCCACAUAAUUUCUCCAUGAUUUUCCCAGCCAGAGAACAGCAUACCCGAAUCCUUCGGUUUGUCAGUGACAUGCUCGCCUGCUCUCCACAGCUGCUUAUCUGGACCUCCCUCUAUCUUGGGGCACUAACAGGUUAAGUUGAGGCUCUGUGGAUGCUCCCUGGUUUCAGGUCCCCAGGUAGCGGUUUUUAAAAAUAGAUUCUCCCUUCAGAUUGCUUCUGGCUACUGUCCUCUGAGUCAUAUAGUGUGACAAAAUGAGAUUCUCUCUGCUGCUGAAUUUUCUGCUAGGGCAAUUACUGUUGUGUCAAACCUGGAUUUAAGGCUUAUAAGGGUUCUGGGCUUGUUCUGGGUAUAGGAUUGCCUGAGUUUCAUUUGACUUAUCUUUUGGCUUUUAUUUUGACUCCCCAUCCCUGCCAGGGAACUGUAUGGCUGAGGCUGAGCUUGGCUUUUCUCUCUUUUUUUUCUCUCUGUCUCUAUCUCUGUCUCUCUGUCUCUGUCUCUCUCUCUCACACACACACACACACACACACACUUGUUUUAUUUCUUUUCUGAUCCUUUUGUUUCACUUGUGUAGAUUUUCUUUCCUUCCUAGGUUCAUGGAAAAGCAGCCGCCAAUUUCCCACUGUACCUAUAAAUUCAUGUAGGGUUCAGUAUGCAGCUAAGCAGAUCUACAAGCUACCCCAGAACUCUCUCUUGGCCACCAGGCUUUGCUCUCCUUCAGUGAGACCGAGUGCAGGGAUAACACUAGGCGACUGGGGACAUGGGAGGGAGACGGCCGAGAGCACAUUUGCUCUUGCAGAGGCUUCUGGGUUGGUUCUCAGCAGUCACGGGCAGCUCACCACCACUCUUAACUCCAGUUUUAGGGACUCCCACAACCUUGUCUGACCUCUAGGGGCAUCAGCCACACAUGUGGUGUACAUACAUGAAAGCUUACACUCAUACACAUGAAAUAAAAAGAAAUCUUUGGAAAAAAACAAAACAAAACAAGGUAUGUGCCUAAGUUGGUAGCGGGCUGCUUCUCUACCACAGAAAACUGAAUUAUUUUUGUUCUCAGCGACAACUCUGUAUGUAGGUUGGUAUUGUAGUUACUUUUUAAAUUGUUGUUCCUGGGACAAAAUAUCCAAUAAAUGCAACAAAAGGAAGAGGGGAUUCUGUCCAAUUUGAGGGUAGAGUUCAUCAUGGAAGACAAGGGUUGUGGUGGAUGUAGGGGCAGUGGUAACCUUAAGCCCACUUAAGUGAUGAAGGAGAAUGUAAAAGGUGACUUGAAUAUGCUCGCACUGUGAAGGAGCAUGCAUAUGUAGAACAAAACUUAGUAAGAGAACAAGAAUUGGUAAAGACAGAAUUAGGGUCAUGUACCUAAAGUGAAGGAAGACUGGGAUAAAUUAAUAUACUAUAGUAUUUUAAAAAGUCAUUAAAUUAUGUACAUUGAAUAGCAUUGAAGAUCCCCAGAACGAGACUGUUUUAAUAUGGGAGGUGGGGCUUUUUGCAUGUUAAAAAUCUAGAAAUCACCAAAGUAGUCACAAAGAAUAAGUGAAAAGGUAGAUUAGUCAGAAAGAGAUGAAAGAAUAGGCCAAAAAAGUCGCCUGUGUAGGCGGAGAAAGGUGCAGAGUCUAAUAAUGUAGGCUACAUCCAGAAAUCAAAAUGAGGCAAAACCAACCAAAGCAGAAGAGUUCCGUUAACACCUUGACUUUAGCCUAGUCUCUCACCCCAAUCCUUUUUUAAAAAAUUAAUUUAAUUUAAUUAAUUUAAUCUUAUGUGCAAUGUAUGAGAUUCCUUGGAAAUGAGUUUACAGACAGUUGUAAGUUGCCAUGCAAGUGCUGGGGAUUGAACCCAGGUCCUCUGGAAGAGCAAGACACUGAGCUAUCUCUUUGGUCCCUUUCUAACCUUCUUUUUAAGAAAAGGUCUUAGGUAGCUCAGGCUGGCCUUGAAAAGCCUGAUCUACUUUUUUUAAUUUUAUUUUUCUUGGAUAUUUUAUGUAUUUACAUUUCAAAUGUUAUCCCCUUCCCCCACUCCUUUCCCAUACACCCUCCCUCUGCUUCUAUGAGGAUGCUCCCACUCUCACCCACCCACUCCCACCUCAACGCCCUGGCAUUCCCCUACAUUGGGGAAACCAGCCUUCAUAGGCCCAAGGGCUUUUCCUCCCAUUGGUGCUGGACAAUGCCAUCCUCUUCUACAUAUGUGGCUGGAGCCAUGGGUUGCUCCAUGUGUACUCUUUGGUUGGUGUUUUAGUCCCUGGGAAGUGGGGUCUGGUUGGUUAAUAUUGUUCUUCUUCCUUUGGUGUUGCAAACCCCUUCAGCUCCUUCAGUCGUUUCUCAACUCCUCCACUGGGGUCCCCUUGUUCAGUUCAAUGGUUAGCUGCAAGCAUCCUCAUCUGUAUCAGUAGGGGUCUGGCAGAACCUCUCAGGAGACACCCAUCUGAUCCACUUCUUUUUUUUUUUUUUUUUCCGGAGCUGGGGACCGAACCCAGGGCCUUGCGCUUCCUAGGCAAGCGCUCUACCACUGAGCUAAAUCCCCAACCCCCUGAUCCACUUCUUGAGAGCUGGAUUUGCAGACAUGUACCGUAUGCCUGGCUGAAUGUGCCUUUCUGAUCUCUAGGACUGUUAAGAUAAUGCAUGUUGGUUUAAAUUUAUAAUUUGUUGCCAUAGUAACAAAUGUACAUUGGGCUAGGCAUGGGCCAAUGAAGAGUUAUGGUUAUGACUAAUGUAGUUUUAUACCUAUGUCUAACACUCCAUCCCUUGGAUCUCACUCUGUAGACCAGGCUGGCCUCAAACUCGGAGAUCUGCCUGUCUCUGCCUCCUGUCAUUAACAGUGAGCAUUACCGCUCAGCUUCCAGUAGAUUGUCAUGAUUUCUGUCUCCUCUCUUGCUUUAGCAACUCAAUACUAGCAAUCCAUGUCCCUCACUACCUAACUCCAGGCUAUGUUUUAGCACCAGAUCUGGUCCUUGAGCCUCUUUGCUGUUUUCACUGAUUAUUAGUUUUUGAUAAGAUCUUAUCUAUUUCAAGGCUGGCCUUAAAUCCAUUAUCCUCCUGCUCAGCAGUACUGUGCGCCACCACGCGAAUAUUUUAGUUUUAACUAGGGAUUUGAAAGAGCGGUGGAGGCGCAAGUCAUUUGCAUGAGGGGCUGCUCUUUUGCCGCUUUACCCACUAAUUCGAUGAGAUAAUGGGUAGAGAUCCUUGUGGAACUUGUAAAGCAAGUUACAAGCGGUAUAGUCUAGAAAGGCCUAUCUGGUCGGAACACGUGCUCAAAGACCAGGCUGGCUUCGGUGUAGCCCGAUGUCCGCCACAUCCCUCAGGGUUCAGAGUUGCUUCUCUCCUGCCCGUCGCGUGAGGCGUCGGUUGUUGAACACGGACCAGCAGUUCUGAGGGCAGAGGCGGACGAGGCCGACUAGCUGGAGAACCACGCGGAGCCAGCACACCGCCUGAUCCGCAGUUGAAGAAACCGCUCUGGGGCUGGACGGAGGCGGAGCAGAAGCUCACACUGGACCAACAGAAAAGCCUUAAGAUGCUAGGAGCGAUCCUGGGGCGGGCCCCGGCGCGAGGCACUCUGGGAUUUGUAGUUUACUUCCCGGACAGCUCCUCUCUCAUUUCGACCACCCGCCUUUUAUUCCUCGCUCUCUCCCGGCACGCCGACUACUUUGUCGCGGCACGUCCUCACGUACGACUACACUACCCAGAAACCUCUCCUUCGCGCUCCGGCAAGCUCUGGGUCUUCCUUGAACUACAGUUCCCAGAAGGCCACUGGAGAAGGGCUUCCCCCACUUUCCCGGGACCGCAAUUCCCAGAGACUUGAUUUCGCGGCUUUUCUCUGUUUUGGAUCUGUCUUGGAGCUGGUUAGGGCUUCGCCGGCCAGCAGAACCACAGCGACUACGUGGUCCGUUGUGUCCAGUCGUAGGGUGUACUCUUUGGCCAGGCUUUCUGUCUCUUCAGCCACUUUUGCCGGACAGGCCGUCGCAGCUGGCCUGAGCAGUGACCUGGCGGGCUGCGCCUGCGCCCUGCCGCGUUUCCUGCCUGGCUGGUGGUGGCGGCCAUUUUGUUCAUCCUCCUCCUCCUCCUGCUCCUCCUGGUUGGAGCGCAGUGUCCGGAGCGGGCUGGGGGGAGCGAGCCCAAGAGCCGGGUUCAGUACCUUUUCCUCUGUCCCCAGCCGGCGCCCGGAGUCCCCCUCCCCUUCCUUCCCGCCCCCUCCCCUCCCCAGCCCUGCCCUCCCCCUUGUCCCGGGAUCACUCCGUCGCACCCACCAUGAUGGAAGACGACGGACAGCCCCGGACUCUAUACGUAGGUAACCUCUCCAGAGAUGUGACAGAAGUCCUUAUCCUUCAGUUAUUCAGUCAGAUCGGACCCUGUAAAAGCUGUAAAAUGAUAACAGAGCAUACAAGCAAUGACCCAUAUUGCUUUGUGGAAUUUUAUGAACACAGAGAUGCAGCUGCUGCAUUAGCUGCUAUGAAUGGGAGAAAAAUUUUGGGAAAGGAGGUCAAAGUAAACUGGGCAACAACACCAAGUAGCCAGAAAAAAGACACUUCCAAUCACUUCCAUGUGUUUGUUGGGGAUUUGAGUCCAGAAAUUACAACAGAAGAUAUCAAGUCAGCAUUUGCCCCCUUUGGUAAAAUAUCGGAUGCCCGGGUAGUUAAAGAUAUGGCAACUGGAAAGUCCAAAGGCUAUGGUUUUGUAUCUUUUUAUAACAAACUGGAUGCAGAGAAUGCAAUUGUGCAUAUGGGGGGUCAGUGGUUGGGAGGUCGACAAAUCAGAACCAAUUGGGCCACACGUAAACCACCUGCCCCUAAAAGUACACAAGAAACUAACACUAAGCAGUUGAGAUUUGAAGAUGUAGUAAACCAGUCAAGUCCAAAAAACUGCACUGUGUACUGUGGGGGGAUCGCUUCGGGGCUGACAGAUCAACUUAUGAGACAAACAUUUUCACCAUUUGGACAAAUUAUGGAGAUAAGAGUUUUUCCAGAGAAGGGGUAUUCGUUUGUCAGAUUUUCAACUCAUGAAAGUGCAGCCCAUGCUAUUGUUUCUGUGAACGGUACUACAAUCGAAGGACAUGUGGUUAAAUGCUAUUGGGGUAAAGAAUCUCCUGAUAUGACUAAAAACUUCCAACAGGUUGACUACAGUCAGUGGGGCCAAUGGAGCCAAGUGUAUGGAAACCCACAACAGUACGGACAGUAUAUGGCAAAUGGGUGGCAAGUACCUCCCUAUGGAGUAUAUGGGCAGCCAUGGAACCAACAAGGAUUUGGAGUAGAUCAAUCACCUUCUGCUGCUUGGAUGGGUGGAUUUGGUGCUCAGCCUCCACAAGGACAAGCUCCGCCCCCUGUCAUACCUCCUCCAAACCAAGCUGGGUAUGGAAUGGCAAGUUUCCCAACACAGUGAGUGAGCUGGGACUCUAAACACAAGUGUAACCCACCGCAGGCUGCAGGCUCCUGUGACACUCUGAAGACAUGAAGAGUAAACAUCGGGAAUGAAAAUAUUUAUUUUAAAAAUUGAAAUGUUUGGAUCCUUUAGCACAGCUUUGCUUGGUGAAGGACACGUGUCUUCUAGUUCUGCCUUUUUAAGUUUUUUUGUUCAUGAUGGAUAUGAACAUGAUUUUUCUUUGUGUACAAAAAACUAAAAUAAAGUCAAUAAAGACAAUUCUGACUAUAAAUUUUGAUAUAAUAGGAGAAAUGGGUAAUACACUUUGAUCCUUAGACACUUCCGUUUUUAUCUUGCUGUUCAGUAUUUUAACUCACUGUGUUUUUAAAAGAGCAAAAAAGGGAGUAUCGUGAAAAACUGAGAAUCACAUCAGUCUGUCCUGAAUUCUGAUACUCCCCUCCCAUCCCUGAGGUGGACCACAUAGAAGUCAGCAGGAAAAAAGUGUGAUUUCAGAAGAAGUACAUGAUGUGGGGAUCGCUGUGGAAGAAAUACCUUAUCCUCUUAUGUUAAAGGAAACGAAGCCAGACUGAAAGUGUGCAGCCUGAGUAAGGACCAGCAUCUUAGGAGUUCCUUGAGCGAUUGUUGGUGGUCCACAAUAAGACAUAUUUUUAAAACUUUAAAAGUGUUGGUUAUCAAAAAUGUAUAUUACAUUUCAUUUUGGGGGAUAAUUCCAAGUAUGGUGUUUAUAUUAAAGUCAGACGGUCAUACUUGUGUUUUUACAUGGAGUUUAAAAGAUAAACAUUGUAAAUAUUGAAUAACUACAGUGUUUCAAAAGCAUGCUUCAACAUAGAAGUAGCAGCGAUGUAAUUAUUCGAGGUGACAAGUAACAUGCUCGCUGAGUGCAAGUACUCAGUAGCAGCGUCGACACUGACGUCUUUAGCCGUGUAAAAUGAGAACGACACAAAUGACUACACAGAAGAAGCCUUAAUUUAAUUUCAUACAAAUCUUUGAUGCAUUAGUAUAUCCUAAAUUGUAAGUGGAAGUUAGAUUUGGGCUUUUUUUUUUUCUCCCUUCUUUCCCCCCCCUUUUUUUUUUGUUUGUUUGUUUUUUUGUUUGUUUGUUUGCUUUUUUUGUUUUAUUUUGUUUUGUUUUGCAUUAUUUGGUACAUACCUUGAUUAAAACCCAGUGAAGUGACUUCAGGGUUCCUAUAAGUUGUAUAGCACAAAUUUUUUUUUUAAAGAAUCUUGGGAUGUUUUUAAAAAUCAGUAUAUUUUGCCCAAGAAUUUUUUUUAACAAGAUUGCUAAAAAUAUCUUACUUAGACAACUUGAUGUACCAGUUUGUAAUCUUAUAACCAUUUGAGUUGUUCACAAAGUUGUGACUUUUAUUUCAAAUUUGUUUUUUUUCCCCCUUUGGGAGUGUGUGGGUGACAGAUCUGAAUAGGCCUGAGUUGUACGUGUGCAGUUGUAAUUGAGUCUUUGGGAAGAUGCAGGCGUUCCAGGCAUGCUCUCACAGCAUCUUUCUGUCUAUGUGGAUACAGUCUGCCUCAUAGUUCUAUAAAAUGAGAAUGUGAAAUAGAUAAAAUCCUAUGUGUUUCAAUUGUGACAGCUAGAGGGUGCAAAUGUUUGAUAGUGUGUUAAACCUGUUGGCCUGUGUAUGCACAAGAGCAAACAGCCCUACUCUAACCGUUCUGAGGUAAGAUGGGUAACACGCACCUGGCGUCCACACUAAGCCAUUGAUGUCUAAAGAUUAAGAUGAUGUGGUUUUUUAUAUUGGUGACCACAAAGAUUCUGGUGUUGAUUCCCUCCUUCACUUAGAAAUACAGCCAAAUGUGUUCAGCAUAAAAAUUUACAGAGUCUGAAGUUCUUUUUUGAGCCAAAAUUUUUAUGUACCUUCAUGGUUUUGUUUUGUUUUGUUUUUUAACUCACAACUACCCUGUGUUAGUGACUAAAUAUACCCCUGGGGUUUUUUUGGUCAUACCUUUGGGGAAUGUUUUUGGAAAAUUAUUUUAUACUUUAUAAGAAAACAAGCUAUAUUCUGCCCUUGAGUUAAAAUUUUCAUUAAACUUGGUGAAACUCGAACAACCUAAAGACUUUAAGUUGAUAAACUGAUAAAAGCUUAUUAAAUUAAAAUUUCAAUUUCCCUUUUUUUCCCUCUGCCAGUAAAUUAAGUGGCUUAUCGAGAUAACUACUGGCUAACUUUAGCUGUAGUCUUUUCUGUUUUAUAUUCUGAGUUAAUAAAGUUAUCCAGACUAGUUACAUUGUCAUAGUAAGCAUGUGGCUGACAUCUUUUGUCUUAAUUUGGAUGAUAAAACUUUUCUUGGUAAGUCAGUCACAGUUUUUCGCAGCAGAUAGUUUUAAGAUGGAAAGGGGCACAUGCAAGUGAAAGCAGGUCUGUGCAGCACAUGUGAGUCUGUGCCCUUGACCGUCUCACAGUGCACAUGUGAGGAGUCUGUGCCCUCGACCGUCCACUUUAAGCCUAAGAGCUGUUGCCUUUUCUUUCCUGUGUUCGUCAAGAACAGCAGAGAGACUCUUUGGCAUGCAAGGAAGUGUCUCUUCAUAGUUUCUUGAGAUUUAUCUUGCUGUGUUUCUGCCUGCCAUCGUCUGUGCUUGAACCCUUUUCUACUAGCAUUUCCUCGGUGCCAGUCCGUCUGAUCUUUAUGUUUGCCGGCAGUGAGAGGCCAACUAAAGCCAAAGCUGUAAACCACAGUUGAAGUCUUUCAAUAAAGACGAGUCUAUGUAA
Molecule: messenger RNA, 10161 nt
Organism: Rattus norvegicus (Norway rat)
Lineage: Eukaryota; Metazoa; Chordata; Mammalia; Rodentia; Muridae
Source: RefSeq, a predicted model, not a curated record